AUGGCAAGUUGGGAUGAGAAACUUAUUACAGCUGCAGUGAAUGGGAAUAUAAAAGAGGUAGAAUUAUGUGUAAAGAACAGAGCUAACUUGGAAUAUAGAGAUUAUGGACAGACACCAUUAAUGUUUGCGGCUGUGUGGGGACACCUGGAGGUAGUGACUUACCUCGUCACUCACGGCAGUCAGUUAGAGACUACAGACCGGAUUGGACACACAGCUUUACAUCUUGCUGCUAAGUUUGGAUGGAUUGAUGUAACAAAAUGUUUAAUAGAUCAAGGAUGCAGUCCUUGGGUGAAAACAAAACAGGGUAAAACUCCUUAUGAUCUGGUAAAAAUAGGAAAAUAUGAUGAUGAAGAGAGAAAAAGGAAAAAGGAAGAAUUGAUGGACUUCCUUAAGACUGUAAUGUUACAGACUCCAGAAGAAUACAAUAACAUGAUGAAGAAGAAAAAACAGUCUACCAUGCUAAAUCGUUUAAAUCGUUUAACGGGUAAAGGUACCUACGAAUCGUAUGACAUGCGCUGUAUGGUUACAGGCCAGUUCGCCGUAGGUAAAUCGAGUCUGGUGAAGCUAUUAGUUGGGGACGUCAUACCCGAGGGGAGACAUCCUACAGAUGGUAUCUCUCUUCAUGAAGGUCGCUGUGGUCUUGAUGUCCAGACAAGAAAAUGGAUUCUUAUAAAUCCAGAAACGUAUAAUGCCAUGGAUGUUGUCUACAAUAAGGUUUUAAUGACUUCAAAUGAAGAAAUGGAACAUAAUCUAAAAGAAAAGUCAGACCAACAACAAGCAUCAGAUAGAAGUCCUUCUGGAAGUAAAGAUGAUGACAUGGUUAAUCCAGGUGUUCUACAGCAGUCACAAGCUAUGGCAUUGCCUCUCCCAUUAAACACAUCAGAUAAUCUCUCCAAACAACCUCCAGCAGCCCUAACGUUACCACCUCAGGCAUCCUCCAUUGUACCUCUAUCACGACAGCAGCUGAAACAGAAAAUGAAAGCUAAGAUUACUAAAGAUGAAAUCAGAAGAAAAAUGGAAAAAGUUUUAAAGAGCGGAAAAUACAAGAUGAAAGUGGGACGACUAAUCUUCUGGGAUUUUGGUGGACAGUAUGUAUAUUAUACAACACACCAGACCUUCAUGACCUACAGAGCUUUGUUUCUUGUUGUAUUUGAUGGAAGCAAAGGAUUACAUGAACAGGUUCCUGAUGUCUUGUGUUUUCCUGGGCAGCAUAUGACUCCAACACCAGCAGUAUUUUUACAACAUUGGGUCAACUGUAUCCUAACUUAUUGUAAGGCAGUAUAUACAGGAAUUCCAAAGAUUUUGUUUGUUGCUACUCAUAAAGACAAAGUACCAAAGGAGGAUAUUGAAACACGGCGUACAGAGUUAUAUAAUAGAGUAGAAGAUUUAUUUAAAGAUCAUGAAGGACGAGAACAUCUUGUCAUCGACAACCAAAUAUUUGUCAAUGCAACAGACAAAACAGAUCCAGAGAUCGAUGUCCUCAAGAAAGCAAUCACAGAUCUUACCUUUCAACAUCCAUGUUGGGGAGAGUCAAUGCCUAAUGCAUCUGUUCCCCUUGAACUUGAGAUUGCUAACCUUGUAGCCAACGGGAAACAAGUAUUGUCAUUGUUGGAAGUUGAAGAAUUAAAUGCCAUCAGCAAGGUGUCUGUCUUGUCUAAUGAAGAGCUCAGUACAUUUCUUCAUUUCCAGCACUCACUGGGGAAGAUGAUCUAUUUUGACACCCCACAGUUGAGAGGUUAUGUGAUCAUAAGUCCGCUACUUCUGGUGGAAGUUAUGCGAUCUUUUGUUACAGAUAUUGCCUUUUGGCCAAAGAAAGGUCUCAUUAGAAAUACUUUUGAAAGGAUGUCAGAGAGUGGAAUAAUACAAAGAAAAGAUCUUUAUCUUAUUUGGGAACAAAAGCACUUCAGUAAAAUAUCAACCUACAAAGAGUUCAUAUUUGCUAUGCUCAUCCACCUUGAUAUUCUAUCAGAGCAGCGUAGAUAUGAUAUUACUACAGGAAGUCGGUUACCAGUGGAAAACUUCUUUGUUCCCUGUAUGCUCACUCAAAGAAAUGACACAAGAUUCAUGACCCAUGAAUGCACACCAGAGAAAGCAAGCAGUCUAGCUUUUGUUUUCAAAGGGACAAUAAUACCACCAGCCUUACCGAAUCGUCUCAUUAGCGCAUGUCUCAGUAUGUGGACCGUAAAGACGUAUGAAGGAAAACAACUCCUGUUUUCAGGAUUCGUUGGUUUAUCAUUCGAUAAAGCACAUGAUAUUGUAGUAUGUGUUGAAGGUAACAAGAUAUUGCUCUACAUAGUCCAUGCAACCUCCAAUGGACUGAUCGUACCAGAUAUUGCCACUGGUAUCAAGGAAUGCAUGUAUACAACACUAGAGAGAAUCUCAGAGUUCUAUAAGUCCACAGUCUCCUCCAGCAGCCAAAAACUACCCUUCCACAUUGAAUAUGCAUGCUCCAGGUUAGAAUGCCAUAUAACUGAAGAGGCAGCAUUCACAACUGAUGAAUGGAUUUGUGAUAAACAUGAUAUUGUACAUACCAAAGACAAGUGGAAUAUUUGGAAUCAAGAUCAGGCAAAAGAAGAAUGUGAAAUAAACUGUCAAGGUUUACAAGAAGACGCCUUGAAUCAGAUUCCAAGUGAUAUUGAACUUCAACGAUUUUCAUCACGAUGUGAGGAAACCGUAAUACGAGAGUUGGCUAUACAUCUUGGUAUUACUUUGCACGAAUGGGAAAAACUCAGAUCUGAUUAUGAAUUUGUCGACAUUGUUAAGUAUAGAGCACUGGUCACCUGGAGAGAAAAGUAUUCCGGAAGAUUCAGUAACAUAGCAAAAGCUUUACAGGAUAUGGAUUUGACUACCCACACACUGUGUCAGGUAAAAAGAAUCAGAAAAGGUCAUUGUGUUAUCAAUGAAGAAUACAUGGAUUUAAUUCCAACAGAUGAAAUACUAGAUAAACUGGCACAAGUAAUAGGUGUAGUAUCCUUCCAACUGGGUUUAGAAUUAGGAUUACCUAUAACAUCAAUAGAUAUUAUACAGUAUAACAAUGGUCGGGAUUUGGUGGCACAAUGUAAAGAUAUAUUAUUUCAAUGGAGAGAAGACCAGAGAGUCCGGCCAACUAUACGUGUUCUGGUCCAAGCUCUGGUAAAUGUUGAUAGAGGUGCUAAAUGUUUGGAGGAAAUCAUUAAAACAGUUGGUGUGAAGAAAUACACCCUACGCGAGGAAGUUGAAGAGGAGAAGGGAGGAAAAAUUAAAACACUCCUGAAAAACCUGAAUCCUUUCCAGAAGAAGAAAUAGGAUCAAUGUUUCAGUUAGUAUUUUUUAUUGUAACCAAGUUUUUAUACCAUCUAGGCUGUGUGUUAAUCUUGGGGAACAGUUUGUUAUAGUGCCUGGUGUGGUUUUCAUGUUAUUAAUAGCAAAUUAUUUAAAAACAAGAGCAAAAAACCAACUCCUAACAAAUACAACUUGGAAAUAUAUCUGAACAAAAUGUUGAUCACUCUAUUACAUUGUAACUAGUGAUUUAAAGAGUAUAUUCAUGCAAUCUUGUCUUAAUAAACAAUCCGUUUAAUAUACGUUUAACUGUAGUGUUGUGUUUUUGUCGAGCCUUCGACUUUAGUCGAAAAAGUGAGACUAAGCGAUCCUACAUUCCGUUGUCGGCGGCGGCGGCGUCCACAAAUAUUCACUCUGUGGUUAAAGUUUUUGAAAAUUUAAUAACUUUCUUAAACUAUCCUGGAUCCUGGGUUUGUACCAAACUUGGACAGAAAGUUUUUUUAUGAUCAUAAGAUAGUAUCCAGAAGUAAAUUUUGUAAAAAUAAAAUUCCAUUUUUUCUGUAUUUUAUUUAUAAAUGGACUUAGUUUUUCUGCGGGGAAACAUUACAUUCACUCUAUGGUUAAAGUUUUAAAAUUUGAAUAUCUUUCUUAAACUAUACCGGAUUUCUACCAAACUUGGACAGAAGCUUGUUCCUGAUCAGAAGAUAGUAUCCAGAAGUAAAUUUUGUAAGAAUAAAAUUCCAUUUUUUCUGUAUUUUAUUUAUAAAUGGACUUAGUUUUUCUGCGGGGAAACAUUACAUUCACUCUGUGGUUAAAGUUUUAAAAUUUGAGUAUCUUUCUUAAACUAUACCGGAUUUCUACCAAACUUGGACAGAAGCUUGUUCCUGAUCAGAAGAUAGUAUCCAGAAGUAAAUUUUGUAAAAAUAAAAUUCCAUUUUUUCUGUAUUUUAUUUAUAAAUGGACUUAGUUUUUUUCUGCGGGGAAACAUCAUGCACAUUCACUCUGUGGUUAAAGUUUAUAAAAUUUUAAUAACUUUCUUUAACUAUCCUGGGUUUGUACCAAACUUGGACAGAAGCUUGUUUAUGAUGAUAAGAUAUUAUCCAGAAGUAAAUUUUGUAAAAAAAUAUUUUUUUUUUCCGUAUUAUACUUUUAAAUGGACUUGGGUUUUCUGCCAGGAAACAACACAUUCACUCUGUGCUUAAAUUUUUAAAAAAAUUAAUGACUUUCUUAUACUAUUUUAAAUUUGUACCAAACUUGGACAGAAGCUUGUUUAUGAUCAAAAGCUAGUAUCUAGAAAGGAAAUUUUGUUAAUAUUUGGUACCUGUAUAUCUGUAUUUUAUUUAUAAAUGGACUUAGUUUUUCUUCCAGUUAACAUUACAUACAGUCUGCAGUUAAAGUUUCAAAACAUUUAUUCGAUUCAUAAACUAUCCUGAAAUUUUUACCAAACUUGAACAGAAGCUUCUUACAAUCAAAAGAUAGUAUCAAGAGGAAUAUUUUUAUUGAUUGUUUUCCUCAUUUUUGUUGAGCCUGGGAGUUACAGCAAAAGUAGGCGAGACACUGGGUUCCGCGGAACCCUUACAAUUUUUUUUAGUAUGAUGGAUAUAUAUUACACUUUUACAAGUUUGAAGGAAAUGUUUUAUCUUUUCACAGUUUUGUGCAGUAACACUUAUACUUUUUAUUUUGUAACAAAGCUAAACAUUUCCUUCCAUCGAGCUAUUAAAGCUUAUGAGGAUGCAAAAUAUUACAGUUUUGAUGAACAAGUCCACACCAAACUGAAAUUUAAUAUAUAUUUGUACAGUGCUGUUUGUCACUUUCAGAAGCAAUAUCACAAAGACUUCUCGUUACCAUGCAAAUAUAUAUCGCAAUGUUUGAUAACUGUCUGAAAAAAUUGUCUGGAUAAAGAAAGUCCUAACUGUUAAAGUACUUUGUAAUUUGUGUGUGGUUGCAUUUGUGCUUUGAGUUAAAUAUCAAUUGAUGUACUAAGGAUAUCACUUUAUGUCCAAUAUAUAUAUAAUUAUACAAUACAUUUGAUUUCAUUUCUGUUUUAUUAUUAGUUUAUGAAACUCAUACGAAAACUUUUAUAACACUACUUGGUUUAUCUAAAAUAGCCAAAAAAGUAUAUUCAAUUUGAUGUCAUCACUUUGCAUAUUCCAUCUAUAGUGCAUUGCUAAAUUUCCUCUUCUGUGCUAUGACAUUGAUAGGUAUAACAGAAGAUUCUGAUUGAACUUUUAAAUUCCUUUUAAGCUAGCCGUCAGGGUGGAUUUAAAUUUUACAAAGGGACUUAUUUAGUAGUUACAUAUCAUAUGAAAACUUAUCAAAGAUAUCAGGCUAAAUAAUUAGGGGGUUAGACACACGGAUCGUCUAUAUAAGUCUCAUCCAUGAGGCACGAAUCAAACAGGAACCAAAUCUACAAUGAGCAAUGAACGAAGUUGAAGAGCUAUCCCAUGUAAUUAAAUGUUACAAUAAUGCACUAUUUCUAUUAUCUCUCAUAUUACACCAUAUGUUACUGUUGAAUAAUUCCUUUUAAUCCAAUUUGAUCCUGUUCUUUUUAUCUUCAUCAGUUGUUUUUGUAUUUAACAUGUUGAGCUAGUUGAUCUACGUUUUAUAUCAAAUUAUUGCUAUGGGACUUUCCAUUUCAAAAAUAAUAGUUAGUUUUCUCUGUACAGAUGACUUUUGCAUGUUAUUUGUUUACUGCUAUGGGACUUUUCAUUUCAAAAAUACUAGUUAGUUUUCUCUGUACAGAUGGCUUUUGCAUGUUAUUUGUUUACUACUAUGGGACUUUUCAUUUCAAAAAUACUAGUUAGUUUUCUCUGUACAGGUGGCUUUUGCAUGUUAUUUGUUUACUGCUAUGGGACUUUUCAUUUCAAAAAUACUAGUUAGUUUUCUCUGUACAAAUGAUUUUUGCAUGUUAUUUAUUUACUGCUAUGGGACUUUUUAUUUCAAAAAUAAUAGUUAGUUUUCUCUGUACAGAUCACUUUUGAAUGUUACUUUUUUUACUGCUAUCUGACUUUUCAUUCUAAAAAUACUAGUUAGUCUUCUCUGUACAGAUGACUUUUGCAUGUUACUUUUUUUUACUGCUAUGGGACUUUUCAUUUCAAAAAAAUUAGUUAAUUUUCUCUGUACAGAUGACUUUUGCAUGUUAUUAUACGACCGUAACAAAAUUUUACGGUCGUAUAUUGGUAUCACGUUGUGGUCAUCGUCGUCCGAAAAGACAGUUGGUUUCCGGACAAUCACUUUAGUAUGAUUAAAUAGAAAUCUUUAAAAUUCAAACACAAGGUUUAUAACCACAAAAGGAAGGUUGGGAUUGAUUUUGGGGGUUAUGGUCCUAACAGUUUAGGAAUUAUGGGCCAAAAAGGGGCACAAAUAAGCAUUUUUAUAGUUUCCAGACAAUAUCUUGUGGAACGGUGUAUGGAUCUCUCUGAAAUUAUACCACAGGUUUCUAUACCACAAAGGGAUGGUUAGGAUUUGAUUUGGGGGUUAUGGCUCAAACCGUUUAGGG
This is a messenger RNA of Mytilus trossulus (common blue mussel), 6757 nucleotides long. RefSeq lists its product as uncharacterized. Gene Ontology annotation, molecular function: protein binding. Gene Ontology annotation, biological process: signal transduction. The record is from RefSeq and is a predicted model, not a curated record. The transcript is spliced from 15 exons. NCBI's taxonomy places the organism in Eukaryota, Metazoa, Mollusca, Bivalvia, Mytilida, Mytilidae. The coding region runs from base 1 to 3285 and encodes 1094 amino acids.